AUGCCUUCCGUCGACGACGUUCCGAACGAAAUCUGGCUAGAGAUCUUUGACCAGCUUUCUCACUCCAUUGAGCAUCGCACAGGCACGUUCGCGGCACUAUGCCUGACGUCGAGACGCUUUCGAGAGCUUGCGGAGCCACUCCUGUACGAGUCUUACGGCAACCUCAGGAGCAGGGAUCUGCCGCAUUCCUUUCCCUUAGCUAUCCUGGAGCGACCGCACCUUGCCAAGCACGUCCGCAACCUCGAUUUGUAUCUCGGUGGUGGCGUAGGGGACCAAUGGGACAUCAAUCCAAUGCCUGAGGAUUUGUACCGCCGACUCAGACGUUCGAUUCAGCAAUCUGGGUUUUGUUCAGAGCUCAUAGGAGACUGGACCGAUGCUCUAGCUCGCCUUGGACGACCGCGGGGACGAGCUUGUGCUGCUUUGGGGCUUCUUCUCGCGUCGGAGAAGCUGGAAGUGCUCAGUGUACGAUAUCAUCAAAAGACUACGACAGAAUUGUGGAGAGAAGGGAGUCGGUGGAAUAAAGAGAGCUUUCUCCUUCGGAUCAUGAGGGAUACGCUGCUGUCGCACACCAACAAGCUCGGGAGAUUCCACAGCAUACGAUCCGUCGUCAUCGCACGGCCAGGCUCGAACACGUCCUUUCCGCUGUAUCCUCUCGCCUUUCUCUUGAAGAUUCCCAGUCUCCUCUACCUCCAACUGCGCGGAUGCGUUGAUCAGGAAAUGGGACUUGGGUUGAGAUGGGACGUGGAUGGGCCAUUCAAAGUUGACGGCGACUGGCACCUCGUUGAGAAGGCGCGGCUCCAGACGCUGGUCUUUCGUGAAAGCGACGUGAGUCAUGAAGCACUACAUCUCCUGAUGAGUCGCUGCAGUGCGUUGAAGCAUUUCUACCUGGACAUGCACGCCAUCGACCCCGGUCGUGCCACUUUCGAUUUUGGCGUUCUGGAUACGGCUCUGCGCUACCAUCGCCAUGCUCUGGAGAGCCUUUACCUUCGCUUCUAUGACAACAUGGGGCGCGGGCGAUGGGGUUGGGGCUUGAACAGCCCGCGCAGUGGAUCGCUCUCCUCGCUUUCGCAAUUCAACAAGCUCAAAUCCGCGCGUGUUCCUGGAAAUGUCCUGCUUCCUUAUAAUUGGAUAUCUCCAUCCUCUAUCACGAUCCCAUCAUUAAUGGCCGAAGUGAAGAAAGUUCUCCCGCUCAACGCGCAAGCAGCUUGUUUUUCCGGUUGCGACGUCGUCUUCGGUGACAAGUACAUAUCCCCAUAUGCGGAUGCGCGGAUAAGAGACGGCCGCGUUCCUGCGCCAUGA
Messenger RNA from Trematosphaeria pertusa, 1299 nucleotides. RefSeq lists its product as uncharacterized. Lineage: Eukaryota; Fungi; Ascomycota; Dothideomycetes; Pleosporales; Trematosphaeriaceae. The record is from RefSeq and is a predicted model, not a curated record. The transcript has a single exon. Bases 1 to 1299 code for a protein of 432 amino acids.